Molecule: messenger RNA, 1011 nt
Organism: Pieris macdunnoughi
Lineage: Eukaryota; Metazoa; Arthropoda; Insecta; Lepidoptera; Pieridae
Source: the annotation of a GenBank genome assembly
AUGAACCUCAAAGCUGCAUUAGCCAUUUGUAUGGUGUUUGUGGGAUGUUGUUCCAAUGUUGUGUUUUUGGAAUUCGUCGUUAAGGAAGACCCAGGCGCGGGAAAUCUGGCAACAUUCCUGCAAUUCUUAUUUAUAGCUUGUAUUGGUUUCUGUACCGUUGGAAAAUUUGGUACAGCUAAACGAAAUAUACCAUUUAAGCAAUACUUGCUAUUGGUAGGAUUUUUCUGGACAAGCAGUGUUGCCAACAAUUACGCGUUCGAUUUUAACAUAUCUAUGCCACUACAUAUGAUAUUCCGAGCCGGUUCCCUCAUGGCAAAUAUGGCUAUGGGCGUCUGGAUUUUGAAGAAACGCUACCCAGUAUUAAAAUACUUAGCUAUAUUCAUGAUAUCCGCUGGUAUUGCCAUAUGUACAAUACAAUCGAGCGGGGAUGUAAAAGCACCCAGAGAAACGCAUGAAGAUGCUGCCGAGGAGGAGAAACUAAAAUUCAUAGAUUGGCUCUGGUGGUGUUUGGGAAUAGGAAUUUUGACCUUCGCUCUAUUCGUAUCAGCGAGAAUGGGUAUCUUCCAAGAAUCCCUGUAUUCUAAAUUCGGAAAACAUCCGUGGGAGGCGCUAUACUACACGCAUUUACUGCCUUUGGUAUUUUGGCUACCGACAGCUACUAAUUUGACAAACCAUGUAAGCAUAGCGUUAGAUACACCAGUUGUGGAUUUCCUUGGAUUUACUCUACCGCGCCAAGUCCUGUGGCUAAUUUUGUAUGUGUUAACACAAGGUCUGUGUAUCAGCGCCGUGUAUGUAUUGACUACGGAAUGUGCAUCCCUAGUUGUGACUUUGACGGUUACACUACGAAAGUUUGUAUCACUUAUAUUUUCUAUUCUGUAUUUCAAAAAUCCCUUCACAUUUGGUCAUUGGACCGGUACUUUAUUAGUCUUUAUUGGAACUAUGAUAUUCACAGAGUUAUUACAGAAAUCAAUCGCUUUGUUUAUACCUAAGGGGAAGAAGAAAGUGCAGUAA